AAAUUUUACAAAUGCAAAAGACGCUGAGGCUGGACAUAAAACUGAAGCUGUGGCACCAGAAGGUUCUAAAGUUCCCAAAAAGAAACUAACGACAUCUCUUAGGGAACUGGUACAAAAGAAGUUUGUUGAUAUUUCAAAAAAACUAAAAGAUCCUGACACUCCGCCUAUUCAGCCUGGGAAAAAUAUAUGGAUUGUGAUACGAGACAACUGGAAGCAAUUUCUGGGAAUCGGCAUACUAACUGACAUUCUUUUUGCUUUGGUUGUGAAUAAAAUCAGCGAGUAUCGUGUCAAUUCAGCUCUAGAAAAUGGUACUCGACUCAAGCCAAAAGUGCUGAAGAUGAAACAUGGAACCGGGAAGACAACAUUGACCAGAAUGGUGGCAACGAAUGUCGGAAAAGGCGUCAUAUAUGUUGAUAUCCCCUCCGAUUUUGAGAACUUGGGAGAAGCUUUUGGAAAGGCUAUUAAUUUGUCAUUCUUCGAAGACGUCUCCAUUACAACACUACUGAUGCGGGAAUUUUUUUCCGUGAUGGUGUACAAAAAAAAGAAUCAUAAACCGCCUGUCAUCAUUUAUGACAAUAUGAGCCGAAUAGUUAAAGAGAAUGCAAAAAUUCUUGAUAUACUUCAAGAUGACGCAAAAGAUAAUGCUGAUGAUAGAGAAUAUAUUGCUGUGUUUGUCAGCAGUGAAGGUUCGGUGCCUAGAAGAAUGGAAUCACGUAGUGCCUGGUCACGAGCAGAUAAACCGGUGAUGAAGAUUGGCGAUCUCAGUGAAAAGGAAUCAAUGGAUUAUCUAGUCAACAAGCUUAAGAUCAACUCUGUAGAAGCAAAAAAAUUAUAUGAAUUGGUUGGUGGGCGUAUCGUGGAUCUAAAGUCUGUGGCGGACAAAUUUCUAGCUGGACAAUCUCUCGAAGCCAUUAAACAGCAAAUAUUAACUGAAGUCAAUAAGAAAUUUUAUUAUGCAAAACUCCUUCCAGAUCAAGCACGUCACGAAGCAGGAAAGCAUGUUAUCGGUGCAUUGAUUGAUUCUAAGGAGAUUCAUACUAGUGUAUUUAGAAAUUUUAUCGGUGAUGAGGAAUUCGGUGAAGUUUUAGGAGCUAACGUGUUUGCAUAUCAUCCAUCAAGAGAUACCGUGACUUUUCAGUCUCAAUCGGUAGAAUACUAUAUUCGGGAAAACGCUAGUAUAUUCGGUAACACCCAAGAAGGAAAAAGGAAGAUGUAA
Molecule: messenger RNA, 1216 nt
Organism: Acaulospora colombiana
Lineage: Eukaryota; Fungi; Glomeromycota; Glomeromycetes; Diversisporales; Acaulosporaceae
Source: the annotation of a GenBank genome assembly